Messenger RNA from Apis cerana (Asiatic honeybee), 1732 nucleotides. It is a transcript of the gene REG, whose product is annotated as proteasome regulator gamma. Gene Ontology annotation, biological process: positive regulation of endopeptidase activity; regulation of proteasomal protein catabolic process; regulation of G1/S transition of mitotic cell cycle. Lineage: Eukaryota; Metazoa; Arthropoda; Insecta; Hymenoptera; Apidae. Gene Ontology annotation, molecular function: endopeptidase activator activity. Gene Ontology annotation, cellular component: nucleoplasm; proteasome activator complex; cytoplasm. The record is from RefSeq and is a predicted model, not a curated record.
UCUGAUUUGAUGGCGUAGUAAGAAUGUUCACCACUACUUCCUGUUUGAAGUUGUACGUUACAACAAAGGGACAGUGUGGUUAUAUUUUAUAAACUUUUUUUUUUCAUGGAGUGUAUAAUGGCGGAUACUACAGCACAGAAGGUUCAAGAAUACAAGGAUUCCUUAAAAACAAAGGCUGAACAACUAUUAUUAAAAGGAUUUCCAGAAAAGAUUGUUAAAUUGAAUGAAUUAUUGGAAACCCCUGGCUUUUGCAAUAGAAAAUUAUCAGAUGUUCAUCAAGAUUUAAAUGUACCCAUUCCAGAUCCUAUUAUUCUUAAUCAUUCCGAAAAUGAUUCUACUACAAAAAAACGAAAAGUAGAUAAUAGUAUAGAUGAUACCAGUGGAACCAAAGUAAUGGUUUUACCAAAUGGACCUGUACCUUGUAACAAGCCCUUGUGUGAUCUUAUUCACAUAGUCAAACCUUAUAUUCGACAACUAUUGGAAGAUUCUAAUUUGUUGAAAAUGUGGAUUUCAUUUUUGAUUCCAAAAAUUGAAGAUGGUAAUAAUUUUGGUGUGUCAGUACAAGAAGAUACACUUGCUGAAAUACAGUCAGUUGAAAGUGAAGCUGCUGCAUUUUUUGAUCAAAUAUCUAGGUAUUUUAUCUCUAGAGGAAAGAUUGUUAGUAAAGUUGCAAAAUAUCCACACAUCAGCGAUUAUAGAAGAGCAGUUCAAGAAUUAGAUGAAAAAGAAUAUGUAAGCUUAUGGCUAGUUAUGUGCGAGGUCCGUAAUCGUUAUUGUUCUUUGCACGAUUUGGUAAUCAAGAACUUGGAGAAGAUAAAAAAACCUCGCUCUUCCAACGCGCAAUCUUUGUAUUAAAUGCUAUAUAUGCUAUUUCUAUUGAAUAAUGUACAGGAUUGUAAUGGAAAAAGAAACAAAAAGAAAAAAAAUCUGCACGCCGGAGAGAGUGUUAUUCUUGAUUUUUCAAUAGAAAAUUCAAAUUUUUUUUUUUUAUUUGAUCGCCGUGACGUUGACUCAUUGUCAUUCACUUGAGCCAUAUCCAAAGCAAUUUAAAUCGGCAUUAUAAGUUACAAUGAUAAUGAUUCUGCACACUUUAGCAAAAAAUAUAUAUAUGAAAGGAAAAUACAUUGAGUAUCAUUUAAGCAAAUUCAACUAUAAUUGCAUUUUCCACUAACAAAAAGUUAAAAUAACUUUGAAUCUUAACUGUUUAAUUAUUACAAAAUUUCUCAUAAUUUCAAUUUUCCUAUUUCCUUCCUUUAAUAAUAUAAAUUUCUAUUAUCAAUUUUCUUUUUUUUAAAUUUUCAUAAAUUCUAUUUAACUGCACGGUGUGACGUACUUAUAAAAAAUAGAAAGAAAAGUGUUGAAACAUUUAUCUUUUCACCUAUAUACUUGAAUUUAGAAUAUAGUUAAUAAGCAUGUAAUUUGUAAUUUACAGUUGUAAGAUUGUUAGAACAUAAAUUGAAAUAUGACAAAUUUUUUGGUAAAUCAUAUUAACUUAAAAACCACUUUUUCUCUUAAUCGUGAUUUACGAUAUGAAAACCUGACCCAGAUUUUAUUUUUAGUCAUAAAUUAUAUUAUUCGGAAUUGCAUUCUUCUUUUGUUUUUAUUGUUUUUAUUUUAAAUAAUAUUAAAUGUAAAUGUGUGUGUACAUAACUGUUCAUUUAAAAAUACGUAUCGUUAUUACACAUACUAUAUUUUAUUACGAAUAAAUUUCGUUGUAUGCGAAUGAUGCAAA